This is a messenger RNA of Microthlaspi erraticum, 1467 nucleotides long. NCBI's taxonomy places the organism in Eukaryota, Viridiplantae, Streptophyta, Magnoliopsida, Brassicales, Brassicaceae. The record is from the annotation of a GenBank genome assembly.
AUGUUUCCAUCAUCCGAUUUCUCCUUCUCACCGUCGUCGCUGUUCUCAGCGUACGCAUCACUAACCGGAUUCUUAAUGCUCUUCAAAUCGAUGCUCCACGAUUUCGUCCCGGAGCAGCUCCGAUCCUACUUCUACCGCCUCUUCGACCGAUUCUUCACUCCGAAAUCGAAGACCCUCACAGUAAUCAUCGACGAGAACUUCGGAUUGAACAGGAACCAAGUCUUCGACGCGGCGGAGAUGUACCUCCGCAACAAAAUCGGACCGGAGACGGAGCGUCUACGCGUCGGAAAAACGCCGAAGCAGAAGCAUUUCACGAUCUCCAUCGAGAAAGGAGAAGAGAUCGUCGACUCCUUCGAGGGCUCCGAGGUGAAAUGGAGCUACGUCCAGUCAGAGAACGAGAAAGGCGACAAAGUGAAACGCUUCUACGAGCUCACGUUCGAGAAGAAGCUCAGAGAGAGAGUCAUGACCUCUUACCUAACCCAAGUCGUCGCCGAAUCGGAAGAGAUCAAGAGGAAUCUCAGAGUCGUGAAGCUCUACAGCCGAGACGUUUACGCGAGCGACGACGACGACGGUUGCGCCGGCGGGAAUUGGGGAUGUAUAAGCCUCGAGCAUCCGUCGACGUUCGAUACGUUGGCGAUGGAUCCAGACGCGAAGAAGAAGAUCAUCGAUGACUUGGAGAGGUUUCUCAAGAGGAGAGAGUUUUACAAGAGAGUUGGUAAAGCUUGGAAACGUGGUUACUUGCUGUAUGGACCUCCAGGGACUGGGAAGUCGAGCUUGAUCGCUGCGAUGGCGAAUUACUUGAAGUUCGAUGUGUUUGAUCUUGAGCUUAGUAGUAUCUAUGACAAUGGUGAACUGAAGAGGGUUUUGUUGUCGACGACGAACCGUUCGAUUUUGGUUAUUGAGGAUAUUGAUUGCAAUGCUGAGGUUAUGGAUAGAGAAGCUGAGAAGGAAGAAAAUGAAGAGAAAGUUAGAGGAAAGGUGACUUUGUCAGGGAUUUUGAAUUUCAUUGAUGGGUUAUGGUCGAGUUUUGGAGAUGAGAGGAUCAUUGUGUUCACUACGAAUCACAAAGACAGGCUUGAUCCUGCUCUGUUACGUCCUGGAAGAAUGGAUAUGCAUGUACAUAUGUCUUAUUGUACAGGGUUGGGAUUUAGGGUCUUGGUUUCUAAUUACUUGGGUUUAGAUGGCUUAAACCAUCCUUUGUGUGAGGAGAUUGAGAGGUUGAUUGAUUCUACGGAGGUUACUCCAGCUGAGUUAGCUGAAGAGUUGAUGCAGGACGAUGAUGUUGACGUUGUUCUUCGUGGUGUGGUUAGCUUUGUUGAGACGAGGAAGCUUGAGAGAAGCAAACUAAAGGAGAAGGUUUCUUGUAAUAAAGAUGUUGUGAUUGAUGAUGACGAAAAACAGAUUGAUAAGUUGAAGAAGAAGAAUGCUGGUAAACGGAAAGGGAAAAGGAAGAGUAAAACUUACUGA